AAAUAUGGGCCCUUAUGACAUUGAAUACAUUAUAUAAAAGCCCAACAUGAGCAUAUUUUGGCACAAGUUUUCUGGGCCCCUAGUGUAUAUCUGCAAGUAUUUACAGCCACAAACCUCCAAGCUUUUCUGCAAUCAUAUGGAAAGCGCACCUUAGGAAAAAUUGGAACAAUUUCAGAUUCCUGAAAACAUAUGCUCCCUAUUCACGCAAAACCCAAGCCAUGGCACCCUUCCAUUGCAGCAAAUACACAAACUUCCUCUCCUCUUCUAUUCAAAACCAGGCUUCUUCCACUUAAAAUUUCUAGCACUUUGAAUGAAAACGAGGAAGCAAACCAAUACAAAGCAGGCAGAAUCAAACGACUGGUGCUUACCAAUGAAGGCAGAACCAAACUCAACACGUUUCCUGACAGGGAAUUCUAUGCUUUUCCGCGCUUCGUGACUCAUGUUGAUGAUGGCUUCAUUGCCAUAUUAACAGAUUUGUAUAGGGAGCGAUUAAGACCUGGCUCGGAGAUCCUUGACAUUAUGAGCUCAUGGGUUAGUCAUCUGCCAAAGGAAGUUGUGUACAAAAGAGUGGUUGGACAUGGCCUUAAUGCUCAGGAGCUUGCCAAGAACCCUAGGCUGGAUUACUUCUUUGUCAAGGAUCUAAACCAGGAUCAAAAACUUGAGAUGGAAGAUGGAAGCUUCGAUGCCGUGCUAUGUACUGUUAGUGUACAGUACCUUCAGCAACCUGAGAAGGUAUUUGCAGAAGUUUUUCGGGUGCUUAGGCCAGGAGGGGUAUUCAUUGUAAGCUUUAGCAAUAGACUAUUCUAUGAGAAAGCCAUCAGUGCCUGGAGAGAUGGAACUGCAUAUAGUCGUGUACAACUGAUCCUGCAGUAUUUCCAGUGCAUCGAAGGAUUUACGCAGCCAGAAGUGAUCCGAAAAUUACCAACUGCUGCUAAUGCUCAAGAUGACAAAUCACCAUUCAGUUGGUUCAUGAGGUGGCUCGGAUUGCUUUCUGGUUCAGACCCUUUUUAUGCCAUCAUAGCUUACAAGAACUUCAAACCUGUAUAUGAAUGUGAUGGAAUUCUUCAUUCAGCUAGAUCUGUGUAACUCAAUUGGUGUAAAUGUAGGCUUUGCUCCUAAUAGAUCAUGUUUUCCAAUUUAAUUCAAAGCAUAUUUUCUUUGACA
Theobroma umbraticum is the source of this 1164-nucleotide messenger RNA. Its product is annotated as S-adenosyl-L-methionine-dependent methyltransferases superfamily protein. NCBI's taxonomy places the organism in Eukaryota, Viridiplantae, Streptophyta, Magnoliopsida, Malvales, Malvaceae. Gene Ontology annotation, molecular function: S-adenosylmethionine-dependent methyltransferase activity. The record is from RefSeq and is a predicted model, not a curated record.